AUGAUGAUCUCUUGCAGCUCGGGCAAACGACAGAAGAUGAUUCAUGGGUGUGAGAAUCAAGCCCCUGUACAAAACCCUAAUCCUGAUGCUUGUUCUCCAAGUUUGUGCCAUGUAGCCUCCAAGAGGCGUGGACAAGUGGUAAUUUCCAACACGGUAAGAAGAAGAAAGGCCCCGGUUAUAGAAAGAGAGGCGGUGGUUCAAGAGAGAGGUAGGACGCCGGAAUGGCUGGUUAACGUGAUGAGAGAAAAGAAUGGUACGGGCGCGAAGAUGAUAAUGAGGGAGAAGGUUCUUAAAGAGAGUGAUGUCAACAAACGCGAGGCCCGUCUCUUGAUUCCCUGGAACGACAUAGUGGAUAUGGACUUAAUGAACGAUGAGGAGUUGGAAAUCGAUCUUAACCUCAGGAGAUGGGAUAUGGGGUCCAAUUCCAACUACGUCUUGGCUUCAGGGUGGAACAAGGUCGUCUUCUGUCCCGUUAAAAGGCUAAGGAGAGGCCAGAGGUUUCAGAUUUGGUCCUUCCGCUCCCCAGACAAGCUCUAUAUUGCUCUCGUUCCUCCGGAACCAGCUCCAGCUCUGGCUAUCGCUCUUGGUCCGGCUACAGAUCUAGCUCCAUCUUCAAUUCUGGCUCCACUAUUAUCGAGGCACAAGAAGAGUGGCAGAGGAGAUUAUUUGUUGACCUUCCAAGGAGAAGGUUGACCAAUCGAGUUCCGGUUCCAGUUAAAGAUUGCGAGGGACUAAAUUUAUUGGCUGAGGUAUGCGAGGAUACGACUCGUCAUGACUCAUGAGGCUGUACAAGUGGCAAAUGAGGGGAGCUCACUGGUCUCCGUCACAGAACGGGAUCUCGAGAUCCGGCUGUAAACUAAAGAUUCUGUCAAAUACUAAUUUCUCUCCGUUUUUUUUGGUUUUUUUUUUUUUGGUUUGGU
Molecule: messenger RNA, 920 nt
Organism: Camelina sativa (false flax)
Lineage: Eukaryota; Viridiplantae; Streptophyta; Magnoliopsida; Brassicales; Brassicaceae
Source: RefSeq, a predicted model, not a curated record